AACAGUCAUCAUCACACCGUCAUCAGUCGCUCGUAGCGUGUGUUGUGUCGUUCGCGUUCGAUAUUUUGAGCUCGCGAGUGGAGGUCUUGUUAUUCGGAUUUUUCCCCGUUUAUAGUGAAUUGGAACGAAUAUUUCGUGUGUUCGGUAUUGUUUCAAUGCGGUGAAAGUGAAAUUGAUUGUGGAUUUUGAGUGCAAAGUGGAUUUAUUCGUUCGAUUGAUUUGAUCUGAAAAGUCGUCAUCCAUCACACACGAAGAGGAGUUCUCUCGUCAUCCCAUCAUCAUCAUCGGCGAAGUAGGCGAAAUUUCAGAUCGCAUCGAACCCGCCCAUCUCGACACCGCACUAUCCGGCGGAAAGCUCCGGCCUCCGGCAGGGUGGUGUUCGUGCACCGUUGUUGGCCGGACGGAAUCCACGGACUCACACACAGCUACCCGAGUCGCUGGAGGAAUCGACCACACGAAGACCACCAUCAGCAAAAGUGACAGCUCGCUCCCCUUGUGCGGUGUCGGUGUGUCGUCGUGAUCUCCGUCAUCAUCGUCGCGGUGCGGACAAGAAGACCAAGACACUACCUACUCCAAUCCAGCCAGCCAUCCAGCAGUAGAGUCGAGUCAACCAGCCCAUCAGCAGUAGGUAGGAGAGUGUUGUACGUACGUACGGUGAAUGCGCGAGUGAUGUUGUAAGCAUUUUUUUCUUGCCUUACCUAUAUUUUGUGUGACACGGAGGUGGAAAUUGUGCAAAAGGGAAAUCGAAGCUGAUUAUCGUUGUUGGGGAGAAAAGUUUGCCCGAGUGAAAAUCGGCCUGCAGUUUAGGUUUUAGCACCGUGGAUAUCUGGUGGUGUGGUUGUGGAGCAGAGGAAGAUUCAAACAAGGAGUUUCGUAGGCGAAAGGAAUAGCCAAAUCCUUGGGGUUUCAGAAAAAGAAGGCGUAAAAGCCAGUCAGUGCUGGAAGAGAGUGUGUGUACCUAUAAGUCAGUGUACACGAAUGGGGCGGCUGCUGCUGAUGCAGUUUGUGCAAUCAAAAUAAAUUUGUGUGCUUUUUGCAAAGGAAAUAAGGGGUGCCCCGUUGUGCAAACGAGUGUGUCAGUCGCGGAAUCAAGGGAGGGGCGAAGGUAAUAAAAUAAGUGCAAUCCCUUGUGCUACUGAGAAGCAGUGAAUUCUCUGGAUUUGGUAGAGGAAAUCAACCUCCGGGAGGGAAGUUUUAAAGAGGCUGUGAGGGGCGGAACGCGGCAAUCAUCGGACCUUGCGGCAGCCUGCUAGCUGAUAUCAUUCCUCUUCAAGGUGGACGACAUCGGUCUGCGUCGUCGUGUGAUUCUCCGUCAUCCUACUGAAAGUCAAUCAUCGACACGACGCGGACAAGAGCGAGAAUAACAUUCAAGUUGCGAAAAUGCGGCUCCCUCGCCGGGUGGUGAACUAAAAAGUGAGGACUGGCUCACUCACCUGCACGACCCAGCCAUCGUGAUUAGAGCUCCGUAGAGCUUGAUUUAGUGCCGAGCGAGAGACAGUCGCAGCAGUAGCCGAACUUCCCGAACCUCCACACCUCCUCGCCCCCACAGAAUGCCGCUACCGAAACGGCUGGUCCAGCCGGUGUACGUCGCCCGGUCGGUGUACGUGCGGGAGGAACUUCCGGCCGAGCUUGAAACCGUAACCAACACCACCCUCACUAACAUCGUGCGCCAGCUGUCGUCGCUGUCCAAACAUGCCGAGGAUCUGUUUGGCGAGCUGACGCGGGACGCCGGCAAUCUAGCCGAGCGGGCUAAUUCGCUGCAGGCACGGAUCGAUAGGCUAGCAAUUAAGGUGACCCAAUUAGAUAGCACGGUGGAGGAAGUUUCACUGCAGGACAUCCAGCUGAAGAAAGCCUUCAAGAGUGCCACCGUGUUUGAUCAGCAGAUAUUCUCCCGGUCGACGAUGCCGACCGCGAUGCUGGAAGUGUACCAGGCUUGCGAUAAACCACCUCCACUUGAUAAACUGAACUGCUAUCGAGACGACGGAAAGGAUGGUCUAAAAUUCUACACCGACCCGAACUACUUCUUCGAACUGUGGCGACAGGAGAUGUUGAAGGACACGGAACGGGUGAUGCACGACCGCGGCAAAAAGGUACACAAACCUCGGGGCCCCGAUGGAGCGGAUGGUGGUGGCCGACAGAAGAAACGACCUCGAGCACCGCACAACACUCGCGAAAAGCAACGGCAACGGGCCAUUGGCCACGGAGAAACGCUGAUGCCGAACAAUGUAAUCUACCGAACGCCCAGUGCGAUCGCCCAAGCAAACGAAGAAGCCAUCUACAACCAGACCAUGGGAGGAAAUAUAAUCUACGAUCCGCGAAAUGCAGGACCAGCGAGGCCAAAUUCCAUCGAGCUGCGACGAAGUUACCAACCGGAAACCGUGGACGGAGGAUACGCGCCUCCUUCGCCGCACUACCAACAGCAACUAUCCCAACAGAACAACUACCAACAGCAACCAAUGUACGACGAGUAUCCGAACCAACAGAUGUACGGAAACAACACAAGCCAAAUGUCCCAGGAAAGUCUGUACGCGCCGGGAACUCCUUCGCGGUCGAAAUCUCGGCCUUCGCAACCUCCGCCAGCUCCGCCUUCCACCGGAAGCGGCGGAGGAACUCCCAACGUUUCGAAUGCCAAUACUCCUACCCGAGGCCGAAGUAUGUCCACCGGUAGGGACAACCUGCCACCUCCGCCACCGAUUCCAGAGGGACUCCAGUCUCCACCGGGCAUUCCCAACGGAGGCACCAACGUGGCAGCUAAGCUACUGAAUCGCAACAAUUCGAGAGCGGGCUCUCCUCAGCUAGGUGCCAACGGACAACCAAUUCCACCCCAGCAACAAGCCCAGAUGGCAGGUGGACCCCAGCCUGGAAUGGUGGAUCAGAACCAAAUUGCACUGGCUCAGCUAAACCAACAGAUCAACAAUCUGAACAGUUUGAACCUACAGCUGAAUCAGUUGUCGAUGAACGAUUUGCCACCGCCGCCACCGAUUCCGGAACAGCUAUCUCCCAAACAGUCACCGCCAAAUGUGGCGCCACCUCCGCCGCCACCACCGCCUCCGCUACUGGACGGCCCGCUGAGUCCCUCGAAACCUCCGCUGACCAAUGGCGAUGUCAUGAGCGGCGGAGGUGGCAUGCCCAACGGUACCCUCAUCAUGGGCCAGAUGCACCAACUGAAAAAGAUUCCACCCCAGGAGAAGAUCGCCUACGAGGAUCCCCGGUCCGAUCUGAUGAAGGCCAUCCGAGACGGAAUCAAAUUGCGCAAGGUGGAACAGCGGAACGACGCCAAGGAUAACGACCGGACCAUCGAGCGGUUACACGACGUGGCUUCCAUUCUGGCGCGGCGCGUCGCCAUCGAGCUGAGCGAAUCGUCCGACUCGGAGAGCGACGACGAUAGCGAGGGCUGGAUGGAGAACGAAACGUCCGCAUGACAGCACGAGAACCUGGCGGCGUCGACCGGAACGGCCGUCGCUGCCGGCGGUGGAAAAAAGAAGUAGGAGAAACGUCCUCUUGAUAGAUGCGAGUGGUUCUUCUACAUCUUCAUUGACAUAAGUGUGGGAUGGAUUGGGUCUGGGUUAUCAUCGGAAAACGAGUGUCGUAGAUGUAAUAGGCAAGAAUAUGCAAAUGUGAAGGUGAUUAGACAAAAUGUGCGAGGUUGGCUCUAAGGAUUUAGGUUUAUCGAUGGGAUUUUCCUUGAAACAGUGUCUAAUUGUUUUCAUUUUUUUUGUUUAGCCAUGCUCGCUUUUUCAAUACCAACAUAUGUACCAACGACAAACAGCACAUCAAGAAGACUAAAAGAUGGAAGUGGUAUAUGUAAUUUCAAACGUAGUUUGAUUUCUGAUCAAAAUACCAUUGCUCAAUCAUUAUCUUUUCUCAGUGUUUUUGAAUGUGACCAAACAAUUCCCUGUCGGUCUUCUUGAAAAGUGUGUUUGUGGGUUUUGAACAACAGCUAAGGGGUAGUUCGUAAACCACGUAGACUUUUUUUUAACAGAAGUCUACAAGGACAAGGGAGGAUCUGAGAUAACCAAAAUUUGGUCUGCGUAGUUUAUGAAUGGCUCCAAGCUCUACAGUACAAAGCGUCUGUAUUCAGCUUUGAAAUUGUUUCAAGUUUAUCCGGCAAGUCGGUCCAUCAGAGAUUAUCGAGUUCACUGCCCUGUAUGAAGGAAUAAUUUCGCAAUCACGUGAACACUGGUUAUGCAUAAUGCUGAAACAAGCGUUUUCCGCUUCCGUGCUGCAGAAACUAAAAAAAAAACUAAAUAAACGUUUAGAGAAUUUUAAUGGAAAUAUCUGAUAAUUUCAAGAAUCUCUUUUGAUGAUUCGUUUUUAUAGGUACUUCUCUGUACUUCUCCAAUAAUUACUUUUAGGGAUUCUUCCACAAAUUCCAUCUAGAGAUUAUUUCAAGAAUUCCUUCUGAAAUAUUCGUCCAGGAGCUCAAUAUGACGAUUACUCCAGGAAUUCCUGCUGAGGAUCCCUCCGAGAAUCUCCUGUUGGACAUUUCUCCAGAAGCUCAUUCUGGGGAUUCCUCCAGGAAUUCCUUCUGUCAAUGCUUCUAGAAAUGCCAUGUGAGUAUUUCUUCUAGUGAUAUCUCUAUGAAAACUUUCUGUGAAUUCCUACUUAUACGUUCGGUCCUGGGGAUUUCUCCAAUAAUACCUAGAAGUUCUUUUAGAAAUUCCUACAACAUUUUUGUCUGGGAUUCUUCCGAGAAUUGCUUCUGGGAACUAAUCCAGGACUUCGAUCUAGGGAUUUCUUCUGUAAAUCUUGGAUGAUUUCCAAUACUCCUGAAGGAUUUCUAGAAGGCCAGAAGGUUUCUGUAACGCCUGGAAGAAUCACAAAAGGAACUAUUAAAAGAUUUCUACAAGUAACUCCAGCUGGAAGUUUUGCAGAAGGAAAUGCUGGAGAAUGCUGGAGAUUUACACUAAGGAAUUUCUGAUGGAUUUUCAGAAAAAAAAAACUCCUGGAGCAUUUCCAGAACGAGCUCCUGGUAAAUUCUUAGAAGAGAAUCCUAAAGAUUCCCAGAAAGAGCUCCUGCAGGAUUCUUAGAGGGAACUUCUUCUAGAGGAUUCCUAGCAGGAAGAAUACCCACCUGGAGAAUUUCUCAAGGAACACAUCUGGCAAUUACUCCAGAAACCCUAUCCUGAGAUUCACUCAGAAGUCAGAAACUUCUGAUAGGGAUUCCUUGUAGAAUUCCUGAUAAUUCCUGCCAGGGAUUUUCCUAAAAACUCGUUUAGGUUAUCACGCCGAGGACGUGGGAUCGAAUCCCACUUCCGACAAACUCACAAAAUGUUAGUUAUUCCUUCGGAAGUGAAGUAAAGCGUGGGUCCCGAGAUGAACUAGCCUAGGGCCAAAAAUCUCGCUAAUGCAGAUAAAAAAAUUCGUUUAAUUAGGGGAUGCUAUCAUGAAUUCCUUUUGGAGAUUCUUCCAAGAAGUACUUCUAGGGACUCGAUCUAGCCUUCUCUUCUUUCCUAAAGAAACUCCUGAAAGAUUCCUAGAUGAAACAACUGGAAGAUCCCUAGUAAAAAAACUUCUGGAAGAUUCGUGUUAGGAACUUCAGAAGGAUUUCUAAAGAAGAAAGAUAUCCUGGAAGGUUUCCGAAAGAAACUUUUUAGGGGUUCUCACUAGGAACGCAUGAAGUAUUUUCACUACGAACUCCUGGAGAGUCUCCAGGCAGAGCUUCUCUAAGAUUUCUAGAAUUAUCUCUAGGGGAUAGGUUGCCUCCCAGAAAGAACUUGUAAAGGAUUUCCAGAACGAGUUCCUGGAGGAUUCCAAAAAAAGGAUUCCCACAAGUAACUCCUGAAGGUUUUACAGAGAAAAUGCUGCAGGAUUCCCAGAAAAAAACUUGUGAUAGGGAAUCGCGCUACUUGGGCGGUGGCUUCUAUAUUCGUCUGUUUUCCACUAUAACUCAGUCCGAGAUGAACUAGCCCUGGGCUAAAAAUCUCGUUAAUACAGAUAAAAAAAAAAAACUAUAACUCAGUCAAUCUUGAACCAAUUGACACAAUUCUUGGAAUGCGGUGAGAUAGGUAUAGUAUCUACCCGUGUACAAAAUUUCAAGUCAAUCGGUUCAAAAUUGACCGAGUUACAGUGGAAAACAGACGAAAAUAACAGACGAAGAAAACCACCGCCCAAGUAGCGCGAUACCCUAGAUUUCCAGAAUUAACACUAGAAGGAACUUCUGAAAGAUGUUUAGAUGGGACUUCUGGAGAAUUUCCAGAACGAGCUCCUGGAGCAUUCUUAGAGGGAACUUCUAGAGAAUUCCUAACAGUAAGGAUACGCAUCUGGAGAAUGUCUCAAGGAACAUAUCCGGCAAUUACAUACUUCAGAAACUCCAUCCUGAGAUUCACUCAGAAGUCAGAAACUCCUACUAGGGAUUCUUCGAAGAAUUCAUGAUAAUUCAUACUGAGGGUUCAUCUAGAAACUCGUUUAGGGGACCUGGGAUCGAAUCCCAGAAGGGAAGUAAAGCGUGGUUCCAAGAUGAACCAGAAUGGGCUAAAAAUAUCGCUAAUGCAGAUAAAAAAAACCGUUUAAUUAGGGUUAUAAGAAACAACUGGAAGAUCCCUAGUAAAAAAAAAAAACUACUGGAAGAUUCGCGUUAGGAACUUCAUAACGAUUUCUAAAAGAAAGUUCCCGAAAGAAACUUCUCAUUUGAAACCCUGGAGGAUUUUCACUAGAAACUCCUGAAGAAAUUCCGGGUAGAACUUCUCGAAGAUUUCCAGAAAUAACUCCAAGGAUAGGUUGCCUUCCAGAAUGAACUUAUAGAGGAUUUCCAGAACGAGCUCCUCCAGGAUUCCAAAAAAGUCCUGUAGGACCCCCAGAAGAAAAUCCAGAAAAAUUCUAUAAAAGGUUACCCAGUAAGGAAUCCUGAGAGUAUCUAAAGACGAUUCUGGGGGGAAUUUAAUAGUGGUGAAAUCCAAGAUCAAAGUCAUGGAUAAAGGAACUCCAGCAGGAAUUCCAAAAAAAGUAGUCCUGAAGCGAAAUCCCAGAAGAGACUCCUGCAGGAAUUUCAGAAGAAUCCUAGAAGUAGGUACUUGAGAGUUUUUUUUUCGGCCUUGCAGCAGUCUUCUGUUCACAAUCCUAGAAGAAGGAUUUCCUGAAAGAAUUCUCUAUGAAGAAUUUCAGAAGCAACUUCAGAUAGAAAACCGGGAAAACUGCCACCACUUUCGUAAAGAAGGUCAUUUUCUCUAGAUGUUGUAAAUGCUAUGGAAAGGAUAAAAUACGAUUCACAGCUUUGGAUGAGGGUGAUAUUUCAAGAACAGAUAUGCUUUUUUGAAAUGUUAAUGCUGAUUUGGAAAAACCGACGUUUGUUGCCAUGAACAUUCAGCUGUUUGUGAGAUAAUUAAUCAUACAGCCUGCUGAAACUUUCCUCACAAACUCCGUCAGAAAAGGUAUAGAAAUUAACCCUAAUUUCAUUUCCAAUUAGGGUUUUCGACCCCAUUCUCGACACUACAAAAACAAACUAAAUUGUGCAUUACCUAAAUUCAAAACAAAAUGACCGUUUUCGUCCACUUCUUCCAUGUGAAUCAGAUACCUUAUUGCGUGAACUUGUUGUGACUGUUGUGAAGAUUUUCUUCCGGAAAGUUGAUUUUGAACGAGUUUGCUGCGUCUAGUCCAGCGCCAAUUUCCGGCACCAGUGCCGAACUUCCAGCAAAAUCAAAUGGGAAAUCACUUCGGCAUCCAUCUUUGUGCCUCCCAGGAUUUCUCCCUGAGAACUUCUCGAUAUGUUUCCAGAGCUUCUUGCUGGAUUCCUCCCGGAAAUCCAAUUUAUCCAAAGUUCCUUCGUGAAUUUCUCUUAGAAGAUUUCCGGGACAGAUUUUCAGUUUCUCUCGUGAUUUUUGUGAGAUUCUGCAAAAGUUCUUCUAGGGAUUUCUGCCAGAGAGUUUUCAUAGGUUUCUUAUGGAGUUCCUCGCGGUAUUUUGCCCGUUGUUGCUACCGGAAUGUGUUGAAGAGAUUUCCAGAUUUUCUCUUGGAAUAUUUCAUCCAUUUUUGUGAUGUCCUUCGAAGAAUCUUUUCAGGAUUUCUUCUCUGGAUUACUUCCGAUAUUUCUUCAGGAGUUUCUCAGAAGAAUUUUUGUAGUUUAUCCCAGAGGUGGGAAAAUCUAUAUAUAUAAAAAUGCAGUGGCAUACGUGGGACCGCGCAUAACUUGCGAACGGAUGGUCCGAUUUGGGUCGUCUAAGUUUUGUUCGGUUAGUUUUCACCCAAGGAAGGUUUAUGAGGCCUAAAACAUGGGAAAAUUGAGAGUUUUUGGAAAUCGGGUUUUCAUACAUAUGGAACGGGGACUUGGGCGCUUGGCUAGGGACUUCAAACGUCAAAAAACGCAGUAGGCAAGACAAAGUUUGCCGGGGACAGCUAGUUUUCUAUAAAAUUUAAAGUAUUCCGGGAUCAACUAUUAGAUAAAUCCCAAAAGAAACUCCCAGAAUCCCGGUAGGGAUUCCAGAAAGAACUCUGGAAGUAUUUGCGGAAAAACCGCUGAAAAAAUACCACAGAAAAACUCUGGGAAAUAUCCCGGGAGCAACACCGGAAAGAAUCUUGUAAGGAGAAGUCCACAAAGAACUUCGACGAAAAUCUCAGGUGAAACUUCAAGAGACAUCCCGUGUGAACCUUUAGGAAAUAUCUCGAAGAGAAACUCCUGUAGAAGUCCUGGGAGAAACUAUAAAAGAAUGCUCACGGAAAUUCCUUAAUGAAAUCACAAGAUGAACUUUGGAAGAAAAUCCGUAAGGGACUCUGAGAGCAUUAUAGGGAAAACUAUUCAAAGAAUUCCCGGGAUAAACUCCUGUAGAAAAUUAGUGAAAAACUCCCGCAAAAAACCUAUGAGCAUUUCUCCUGAAAUUCUAUACUAGACUUUUUCUUGGUUUCCUUCCGGGAUUCCUCCUUGGAUUUCCACCGCAAUUCCUUCUUUAGAGAAGCUGCAAAAGAUCUCUCAGAAUUCUUCCCACGAUUUCUCUCGGAGUUCUUCUUUCAAGAUUAUCAUAAGAUUUUUUUUACCUGAAGGUUUCUGUAGGACUUUUUCGCGAGGGCUCGACAGGAGAACAGCCCGGGGUUUCUUCUAGAGAUAUUUCCACUAUUGGGUCUCCAGUUAGCCUAAUGGUUAAGGCUAUGGAUCGCCAAUCCGGAGACGGCGGGUUCGAUUCUCGAUCCGGUCAGGAAAAUUUUCUCGACUCCCUGGGCAUAGUGUAUCAUUGUACAUGCAAGGGCAGGCUGGAUUCCUUCCGGAAAUCCUUCAAAAAUUUAUCCUAAAUUUCUUCAGGAAUUUCUCUUAGUGGAUUGAAUUUUCGGGAUGGAUUUUUAACACUUUCUCCCGGGAUAUGUGCGAGAUUUCUGCAAAAGUUCUUCUAGAAAUUUCUUCCAUAGAGUUUUCAUAGAUUUUUAUUUUUAAAUUUCUUAAAACCUCUUGUAAGAGGUUUUCAGAUUUUCUUCUGGAAUUCCUCUUAUAUGUAUUUCGUUCCCAAAAUUGUUUUUUUUUUUCGAGAUGCCCCAGUUAUUUUCAGGUUUUUCUCAAGAUUUCAUGUGGAUUCCUUUAGAUAUUCAGAAGUUUCUUACAAGAAAUUUUGUAGGUUAUUUCAAAGCGCAUGGGAGGGCCCAUAUAGCCGAGGCGGUAAACGCACGGGUAUUCAGCAUGACCAUGCUGAGGGUGACGGGUUCGAUUCCCGGUCGGUCCAGGAUCUUUUCGUAAAGGAAAUUUCCUUGACUUCCUUGGGCAUAGAGUAUCUUCGUGCCUGCCACACGAUAUACGCAUGCAAAAUGGUCAUUGGCAGAGGAAGCUCUCAGUUAAUAACUGUGGAAGUGCUCAUAGAACACUAAGCUGAGAAGCAGGCUUUGUCCCAGUGAGGACGUUACGCCAAGAAGAGGAAGAGGAGGGGUGGACCUUUUUAAAAACGUUGUGAUUUUUUAUUGUGUAACAGUGUAUGCGUGCAGUGCAAAGUACUAGUACGUAGUACCAAUAAUAUAAAACUUCUCUCGAAAAAUCUAAAGAAUUCUGGGGAAAAUCAUUAGCGAAAUCUCAGAAGAAACAAUAAAUUUUUUAAAGUCCAGAAUAAAUCCUGAAAAACGCUGAGAAAUAUCCCAGCAGCAACACCGGAAGGAAUAUUCCAAGAAAUAUUCCGAGAGAAACUCCUGUUGAAGUCCCGGAAGAAACUAAAGAAGAAUGCUCAUGGAUAUUUCUUGAUGAAUUAUCGAGAUGAACUUUGGAAGAAAGCCCGUAAAGGAUUCUGAGAGAGCAUUUGUAAGAGAUCGCGGAAAAAACUCUUGCAGAAAGCUAGUGAAAAACUCAUUUGAGGAAGUCUAGUAGAAACGAGAGCAGUAAUCCCAGGAAUAACUCCUGUAGAGACUCUGGUAGAAAUUCCGGUAUGAACUCCUGAGAAAAUUUCGAGAGGAAUACCGGAAGAAAUCGCGAAAAAAAACUCUAAGAGACAUUCCGUGACAACAUAUGAGAAAUAUGUCGAAACAAACUCCUGUACAGAUCCCGGGAUAAAUCCCAUGAAAAUUUCUUCGGCCAGGAGGAACUCUGGGAAAAUAUCAGUGAGAGACUGAGAGCAAUACCAAGAAAACCUGGAAAGAAAUUCUGGAAAUUCCUGGAUCCCCGUAAGAUCCCGGAAAAAAAUCGGUCGAAAUUCAGAAAUACUGGAAGAUUUAAGGAAGAAUCUCCAAAAAAAGAAUUGUUAGAAAUUAAUACAUUGAAACCCUGUAAAUGCACAAAGCCCCACGUUGGGCGCUAAUGUCACAAAUACAGUUAUGAACACUACAAAUGCAUAGUACCCCACGUUGGACGACACAAUACGGACAACUGUCAGCAGAACCCUACAAAUGCCAAUUUUAUUUUCCGCAUCGAGCCCCACAUUUGGGAACUAAUGUGAAACGAAAAGUAAAAUGGAACAUUACAAAUGCACAAAACACAAACAUGCAAAACAUAACAUGUGAUUGUGAAGAUAGCUAAUAUCUAAAUAGAUAACGAAAUUCAAUCCCAGGAUGGCGAGGUUUCAUUAUUGUUCUUGGUCCAUCAGUCAAUCCUGUAGUCGUCUUCUGUCGGAUUAUCUUUUUGACCGCAACGUUGGCUGCUUACAUAGCUUGAGUUUUGUCUAGGAAAUUCUAAUCCUAAGGAAGCCUCUUAAUUCGAGCAAAAGUACAAGACCGUCAACAUUUUGAUAUCCGUGCUAGGGGACGUUGUUUUAUACGUUGCCUUAAAUGGAAGUUCAAGAACACAUACAAGCCACAGUAUAACAUACAAAAUAAACUGGCAAAAUAUUCACAACAAAUUGCAAAAUCUUGGAAAAUGUCGGUAGGUAUCCCGAAGAACCUCCGGGAGGAAUUAUAGUGGAAAUAUAAAGGAAAAUGCCGUAGGUUUUUACAAAAAAAAAAACAUUGUGUAAGAAAUCUAGGAAGGCAUUCCAAGGGGUAUCUCUGAAGAAGUUCCAGAAGAAGUCCUGAUGGAAUUUCUGGGUGGCUUGUAGCUUCCAGUUUCAUCGGUGUUCAUGUGUAGCUUACAGCAUCUUAUCAGAUUUGUUUCUUUGCUGAAAAUAUCUACAUGAUCUAGGAGCCCAAUGUGAUACAUUGCUAGGAGCCCUCCUUUUGUUCCUCUAGUACGGUUAUCCAGUAUACUAGAUUGUGUAAUUCGGAAUAUAUUAUCGAUUGAAUAUAUCCUAAUCGAUAUUAACGAUAAUACAACUAAUUCAGAGCCUUGUGAAGGGUUCAGACACCCCGAAAACAAUCCACAAAUAUAUUUUGGACAUUGAUUCCUAAAGCACAAUUUUUCGCAUAAAAAUGCUAAACGAUUUUUUAGUUAUUAUGAAACUUUCAUCAAAAUCGAAAGAUUUAUUGCAAACUUGAAGCAAAUUCAUAGCUUGACGUCGACAACCUGUACUGUAGUAGAGCCUAAGGAGAAACAUCAGCAACGGAAACGAGUGAUAUUGGAAGCGAUGUGUAAUUUUAUUGUAAUUAUACUAAGUUAUUUAUUUACGGCAAAACGAACUACAACAAAAACAAAAACGGUUAUUAGGUUUCUUAUUUUACAAAUACGGAUGUUUAUUAUGUACAUUAUUGCAAUUCAAAUAAUUAGGAUAGCAGCGUAAUCGAGAGAACAAUACGGGAAAGAAUGAGAAAAACAGAAAACAAAGAGGGAAAAUCAAAAAACAAACACAAUUGAAUAUGUUGAAGAAAAAAAAAACAACAACACAUAGAUAUUAGCAGAACUGAUACAUCUUGGCGCAAAGACUUCGAAUUCGUACACUGUACGAAACAGAAGUGCAAGUCAUAUAGCAAGAAAAAAAACAGAAAUCGUUAGUACUCAAUUUAAGAAAACCAUUUAGAAAACUCGUAAAAUGCAUCAUCGUUCAUCAAAAUUUCGUACUAAAUUUAAGCUACAAGAAAUAAUGACAAAACAAAACACCAGCAAAACCAGAUAAAACGGAUUACCAAUUAACCAAUAGCCCAGUUUAGCUGAUAAAACAAUUUAGUAAUACAUAUAUCGAAAAUGACAAAUACUGACACCGAUGGCAGACUUAGAACCACGCGUUUGAAAACAGACUUAAACCCCGUUAGAAAUGCAUAACAGUUGAAAGCUCAAAUUUCGGUGAAUAGCUUUAUCCAU
This is a messenger RNA of Aedes albopictus (Asian tiger mosquito), 12565 nucleotides long. RefSeq names its product actin-binding protein WASF3 (gene SCAR). The record is from RefSeq and is a predicted model, not a curated record. Gene Ontology annotation, cellular component: SCAR complex; cytoskeleton. Gene Ontology annotation, biological process: positive regulation of Arp2/3 complex-mediated actin nucleation; actin cytoskeleton organization. Gene Ontology annotation, molecular function: Arp2/3 complex binding; protein kinase A regulatory subunit binding; actin binding. Lineage: Eukaryota; Metazoa; Arthropoda; Insecta; Diptera; Culicidae. Bases 1551 to 3422 code for a protein of 623 amino acids. The transcript is spliced from 6 exons.